CCUAAAGUCUUAAAAGAUUUUAACACCACGGAGCUCCGGCGUCGUUGACCUCAACUGAUACACAACAUGUCCGGACACCCAACGCCUGGGUGUACAGAGUACGGGGCUUGUUCCUCUCUUGUUCUUUGAAAAUUUUUAGAUUUGAUCCUGUCGAGGAGACUUUGAGAUACGAACAACUUGGUGACAUUGGAUAGCGCACUCUAAAAACCACCAUGUCUUCUGUAGUAAAUCUUCUCCUGAGUGUGAUCGAGUAUAUCGGGAUAGCCAACCUCCUGACCACCAUCACUAUCUGCCUUGUGACCUUCUGGUAUAUCCGCAUGAACUACGGGGCGUCGUUCCACUACCGUCUCCCCCCUGGCCCACCGGUCAUUCCUUAUCCUUUCGAUUUCCUCAUGGCACUGUUCCCGUCAAGCAACCGCUUCGGCAGAAUGAUUUUCUUAAGUAAGAGAUAUGGUGACAUAACAUGUCUGCAGCUCGGCAGGAGAAUGAUAAUUAUGAUAUCUAGCCCGAGUCUUGUCAAAGAACUUAUCGUGAAACAAGCAGACGUGACAUCUAACAGAUCAGCACCCCCUUUCUUUACCUCUGUGAUGGAUUAUAAAGGCGGCAUCAUCUUCAGUGAUGGGGAACCCUGGCAGGAGAUACGUCGUUUCAGUCUCUCAGCUCUACGCAACUUUGGCAUGGGUAGGAAGGGCAUUGAGACGAGAAUACAGGAAGAGGCCCGCAACCUCUGUAACGCGUUUGCCCAACACUCCAGUGAGGCGUUCGACGCCAUGCAUCUUACCAACGCCGCCGUUUCCAACAUCAUCUGCAGUAUCACCUUCGGGAGGAGGUUGGAGUACGAUGACCCGGUCUUCAUGGAUAUGAUCCAGAGGCUGAGAAACGUUACAAGCGGGGUCGGGAUUAACCCUAUAAUCCGGGAGCUGAUGAUGCGAUUUCCCAUCCUCCUCAAGACCCCACUUCUGGGGAAGCCCAAGGCAAACCUUUUGGGAGUCAAGAACUUUAUAACGAAGGAGGUGAUAGAGCACAUUGAAAGCUACCAUUCCAGUGACAUCCGGGACAUUAUUGAUAUGUACCUGACCGAAGCAGAAAGACUGGAAGAGGAGAAGAAGAAGACAAAUGAGGACAGAACGAAACCAUACUUGAACAAAGACGACAUCUGGAUGUGCGUUUUCGAUCUAUUCCUUGCAGGAACGGAGACCACAUCAACGGCGUUACUCUGGUUCCUCCUCGUAAUGGCAGCCAAACCUGAUGUACAAGAAAAGGUUAUAAGUGAGAUCGACCUUGUUGUUGGCCGCGAGAGAGCACCUUGCAUGGAAGAUCGUAAGGACAUGCCGUACACAGAUGCCACCUUAACAGAGGUCCUUCGCUUCAGACCUGUAGCUCCGCUUGGUGUCCCUCAUGUCACCGCCAAAGACGUCGAGAUCGGCGAGUACACUAUCCCGAGAGACACCGAAAUUAUGAUCAAUAUCAUUGGUAUACACCUGGAUCCGAGGUUGUGGGACGAACCAGAAGAGUUUAACCCUCAUCGCUUCCUCAGUGAAGACGGAAAGACAGUGAUUAAACCCCAGGAUGCUUUCACUGUCUUUGGUGCAGGUCGGCGUGUAUGCCUUGGUGAGCAGCUAGCCCGGAUGGAGUUCUUCCUCUUCGCUACUACCCUCAUGCAGAGAUUCCGCUUUCGCUUGCCUGAAGGCGAGUCUGGCGACUUUGGCUUUGAACACUGUCUUGGCACCAUUGCGCCAAAGAACUUUAAAAUCCUAGCCCAGGAACGAUAGGUUCUGAAUUUCACUAGGACUUUUGUAAAAUGGUAAUGCACUGACUUUCAUGUUAAGCUUUUCACUCUCGUCUCUCAAACCACGAAGAUGUAACAAACACACCCCGUGGAGAUAUAACAAAAUUAUCUACAGUUUUCUUAUUUGUAUCUUUUUCCUUCUAUACAUCAUGGAUAUAAUUUUUAUGAUGGUCAGUUAUACAGGAAACAAUUUUUGUUGUGUCAAAAAAGGAAAUUCAGGCACAACCAUAAUAUGUCCAGCUCUAGGCAUAGACGUACUUAAAGAUGUUAUCUUGGUUUUAAUCAAAGCGGAAAAUGAGAGAAACAUAGCAAAUCAGUGAAAGUUUGAGCAAUUUCGAUAACAAAUAGGGAAGUUAUGAAUUUUUAAAGUUUUCAUCAGUGAAAUACAAAUUGGCAACACUUACGUAGUUCGCAAGCUACUCUCCAAAAUGUUGUUAGUUAUAGAAUGGUGAAGUGUGACCUCAUUAAAAACGUAUUUUUAGAAUUUCUCAAUUUCUUUUCCCCUUCAUUUUCCGAUAGAGCAUAAAAAAUAAUUUCCAAAAUAUCGAAAAACCGAUUGAAUGUGUUAAAUAUU
Messenger RNA from Strongylocentrotus purpuratus (purple sea urchin), 2363 nucleotides. Its product is annotated as cytochrome P450 2C15. Gene Ontology annotation, cellular component: intracellular membrane-bounded organelle; cytoplasm. Lineage: Eukaryota; Metazoa; Echinodermata; Echinoidea; Camarodonta; Strongylocentrotidae. Gene Ontology annotation, molecular function: iron ion binding; oxidoreductase activity, acting on paired donors, with incorporation or reduction of molecular oxygen, reduced flavin or flavoprotein as one donor, and incorporation of one atom of oxygen; heme binding. The record is from RefSeq and is a predicted model, not a curated record. Gene Ontology annotation, biological process: xenobiotic metabolic process. The transcript has 7 exons. The coding region runs from base 213 to 1772 and encodes 519 amino acids.